CCAGUCCUUUCGGUUGUCACUCCUUUACAAUGCUAAUUUAGUUUCCUACCUUUAAUCAUGUUGAUAGGAUUUUUAGGAGCAGGAAGGAUGGCCUUGGCAUUAGCUAAAGGUUUAGUUGCAGCUGGUAUCACGAAAGUUGAAAAUAUUAUUGCAAGUUCACCGAAAGAUGAACCAUCCAUGUUGGAAGAGAUGAAGUCCUUAGGGUUUAAUACCACUUACGAAAACGCUAAAGUCGUGGGUGAGUCCAAUGUUGUGAUAUUAUCUCUCAAACCACCGGUUGUGCCAAAGGUGCUGAGUGAAAUUACUGGUUUAGUCACUCACGAGCACUUAAUGAUAUCUAUUGCUUUAGGUAUCCCUAUAAGAAGUUUGGAGCAGAUGCUUCCAAGAAAGAGUAGAGUGGUAAGGGUCAUGCCCAACACCCCUGCUUUAGUCAUGCAUGGUAUGUCUGUCUUUUGUUGUGGAACAUCCACGUUAGAAAUUGACAGCACCACCACCUCUAGGUUAUUUUCGAGUGUUGGCACAUGCGAGGAAGUUCCAGAAACUCUUAUAGAUGCCGUUACUGGUGUUAGUGGUAGUGGUCCAGCUUAUAUUUAUAUGGCUAUAGAGGCUCUAGCCGAUGGAGGUGUAAAGAUGGGAAUACCUAGGGAUUUAUCUCAAAAAUUAGCGGCGUAUACAGUGAUGGGAGCUGCCAAAAUGGUUUUGGAAACUGGACGCCAUCCGGGUGCACUAAAGGAUGACGUGUGUUCACCAGCAGGAUGUACUAUUGAAGCCGUUCAUCAAUUAGAAAAAUCAGGUUUCAGGUCAGCAUUAAUUGAAGCUGUAGAAGCAGCAACGCUCAAAUCUAAAGAAACUGGCGCUAGGAACGUCUCUUAGAAUGUUAUUUAUUUGUUGCAAUAAAAGAUUUCACGAAUAUUUUAGUGUAUAUGAAUUAGGGUAUCUCGUAAACAUUCUAUCUACAUUUGAUUGUUGUUUGUCCCGCGAUUAUGAGCAAAAUUAAGUGUAAUAAUCAAUGGUAAUGAGCAUAAACCCUUUUCUUUAUUGCUGUAAUCUUCAUUUAUUCCGUGAAUAUUAAUGAAAAAGAACAUAAAAAACGUACAUAAAAAUUGAUAAAAUACCUACACGAACCAUUGUCAAAGAAAAUUAAUGCCUAAGAGCUGAUGUAAAUGAACACGAAAACAUUGUUACACAAGAAUAAUUUCCUUUCAUGUUAAGGAAAGUUGAGCAUAAAAUUUAAAAAAAAAGAGCAUAAAAACUACAUUUUUGAUAUUUAAGGUCCUUAUUAUGAGUCAUUUUCUUUUACGUUAAUGAAAAUUAAA
Messenger RNA from Centruroides sculpturatus (bark scorpion), 1316 nucleotides. It is a transcript of the gene P5cr-2, whose product is annotated as pyrroline-5-carboxylate reductase 2-like. The record is from RefSeq and is a predicted model, not a curated record. Gene Ontology annotation, molecular function: pyrroline-5-carboxylate reductase activity. The coding region runs from base 58 to 873 and encodes 271 amino acids. Lineage: Eukaryota; Metazoa; Arthropoda; Arachnida; Scorpiones; Buthidae. Gene Ontology annotation, biological process: L-proline biosynthetic process. The transcript is spliced from 6 exons.